UGAAUUUUCUCAUGACAAGAUCAUUAUGCAGAGCUUCUUUGAAAGGAAAAACCCAAAAAUCAACAUUAAGAAAAAAGUGAGGGAAGUUACUCAGUCACGUUUUGUUAAAGCCAUUACAAGUAGGUUUGAAACGCCUUUAGGGAAAGUUAUUCUGAAGACAACCAUCACAUUCGUUGUGCUUGGAAUACUCACUGUUCUGUUUCCAAAGGAAGAAGGGCCAACACUUCAGGUGGCCAUUUCUCUUGCAGUAUCCAUAUAUUUCAUACAUGAAAGGCUUAAGAGUCGAAUCCGAGCAUUCUUAUAUGGGGUUGGUUCUUUUCUCACUUCGUGGCUGUUGGGGACCUUCUUGAUGGUCUCUGUCAUGCCUUCUCUAUUUCAAGGUCCACGGAGCUUGGAAGAGAUGACUUUAGAUGAGUAUGAGAAAGUAAAGGAGGAGAAGCGAAAAGCCUUACUGGCGCUUAAGGCUGAAGAGAGAAAGGUUGAAAUCGAUAAGGAGUUGCAGUCUAUGCAGCAGCUGUCGUUGAAAAAGGGUAACGAUGAGGUCUUCAUUAUGUUGGGCUCAGAGGGAGAAGUCGAUGACAAAAUCCCGUUAGCUUAAUUUGUGGAGAAGUGGAAGAUGUAAAAAAUGGAUAAUAGUUUCUCUCAAAUUUUGUUUUCUAAUUAGUUAUUACCAGAUCACUCUCUGUGAUGAAUUCUGUCAUGUAUAAGAUCGAAAAAAUUUGCUCAAAGGAAAAAACCAGGAUAUAAUAGAAUUUAUAUCCAAAACUUAUUGAGAACAAGGUAUGUAGAUGCACUUUUCAAGAAUUCUUAGACAGAAUCAUCAGGCCUUUUCUCUGACUUUUGUACCAUUUUUUAAUUUGGCAUAUCUAGGACUUAUUGACAUAAGUGUUUCUUCAACUGAGACAUUUAAGUAAAGUCUCUGCCAUUUGCUUGUGGAAUCCCAAAAAUUUUGAAUAUGAUAGUUUUGUUUUUGACGGGAAAUUUUUAAAUGUCUCUUACUCUUGUUAAUGAUAGGCAUCUAACAUUUUACUCAAAUUGCCCAAGAUACUCUCAUCAAGAAGCAACUAUUUUAUCGAUUUUUCUGGAUUUUGCUGAUGGCUUUCAUUAGAAAAUUGUGUUAAUUUAUAACUGAGCCUUUUUGUGGGACACCACUAGAGAUAAUGAGUUUAUGGGAAGGUAGUUGUUACAUGUGCAAAACAACUUAGAUACAUGGCAUAUUCUUUUUUAAUUUUCGUUUCUUGACCAGCCUUUUUCUCCAGUAUCUGACGAGAGGAGAUUGCUUUC
Ananas comosus (pineapple) is the source of this 1284-nucleotide messenger RNA. Its product is annotated as protein CHAPERONE-LIKE PROTEIN OF POR1, chloroplastic-like. The coding region runs from base 26 to 598 and encodes 190 amino acids. The record is from RefSeq and is a predicted model, not a curated record. The transcript has 4 exons. Gene Ontology annotation, cellular component: chloroplast membrane. NCBI's taxonomy places the organism in Eukaryota, Viridiplantae, Streptophyta, Magnoliopsida, Poales, Bromeliaceae.